UUGUCCGUGUGUUUUCUCGGAACGGGCGCGGGUCGGACCUCGCUCGAACGCGGAAACUCCGCCACCGCCUUGCGCAUGGGCAGCUCCACGUUCCUGUUCGAUGCCGGGGAAGGCGUGCAAACGCAAAUGAUGCGUUCCAAACUCAAGUUCCGAGACGUGCGCAAAAUAUUCAUCACCCAUUUACACGGAGAUCACAUUUUUGGAUUGCUCGGAUUGCUCCUGUCGAUGCAAGAGUCGGGGCGGAAAAAGUAUGCUCUACAGAUAUACGGACCCGUUGGUCUCUACAACUUUAUCGCUAUGGGACUCUCACUCAGUAUGACGGAGAUAAAACGCAUAUCCGUGGAAGCGGAGGAAAUCAAAACACCGGAAGACGCCCUCAGAUUUAGUAGUCGGCCCAAGGGAAUCAGGAUCAAGGCUGCCGAGUUACAUCACAUUCCUAAACUACAGUGCUUUGGCUACGUUGUCGAAGAGCCACAGACCCAACCGAUCAAUGUUGACGUCGAAAAAGCCAUGGAACUUGGCCUGCAACCUGGAAAGAAAUACAAGCUUCUCAAGGGAGGGUUCCCAGUAAUGAGCGAUGAUGGUUUGAGAGAGAUAAGACCAGAGGAUGUCUCCGUGGGAGAGCCGGGGAAACCCCGCAAGUUUGCACUGCUCGGUGACUGCUGUAACGUUCCACGCCCCAUGGCGGAGCUUUGCAGAAAUGCCGAUGUACUGAUCCACGAAGCAACCUUCUUGGAAAGCGACUCGGGUGAGCGAGUGGACUUUGGUGGACACUCUACGUCCGCCAUGGCUGGGCGGUUUGCUGACUACGUGGACGCCAAAGUUUUGCUACUGAACCAUAUUAGUCCAGCCUAC
Phaeodactylum tricornutum CCAP 1055/1 is the source of this 855-nucleotide messenger RNA. RefSeq lists its product with no specific name. The record is from RefSeq and is a predicted model, not a curated record. Gene Ontology annotation, cellular component: nucleus. NCBI's taxonomy places the organism in Eukaryota, Bacillariophyta, Bacillariophyceae, Surirellales, Neidiaceae. The transcript has 3 exons. Gene Ontology annotation, molecular function: 3'-tRNA processing endoribonuclease activity. The annotation marks the transcript as partial.